GAGAAUGAUCCAAUAGAACCCCUGCCCCUCUUUUUCUCUUUAAGAAAGAAUUGGUUAAAAAAAACAGAAGAAAAAGAAAAGAAAGAAAUGGCAGAGGACAGCAAGAUGAAGAAGAGGAAGAUGGCACAUCUUAUGUUCAUUCCUAUUCCUGGUGCUGGCCACUUACCUUCUAUCCUCGAAUUCGCCAACCUCCUUGUCAACCGUUUCAACAACAUUUCCAUAACCGUUUUCACUAGUAAAUUCCCAUUUUCUCCCUCGCCACCUUCACUCACCUCUUCACACCCUCAAAUCCAACUCAUUCCUCUCCCUGAAACUCCAGAACCUCCAUCAUCACAGCAACUCCUACUCAAGGCGCGUGAACUCUACGUCUUGACCUUCAUCGCCUCCCUCAUACCCCACGUCAAGUCAGCAAUCCAAACUAUUCUCUCUUCAUAUUCUUCCCACUCUGAUGAAUCAAAGCCACUCUUUGCUUUGGUUCUUGAUUUCUUCUGUGUUUCAAUGGUUGAUGUGGGAAUUGAACUUGGCAUACCUUCUUAUAUCUACAUGACUUCAAAUGCUGGGUUCUUAGGGUAUAUGUUUUCCAUUCUUGAACGUCAAAUUGAUGAUUUUUUCAGUUAUUCUGAUCCUGAUUUGUUGAUUCAAGGUAUUUCAAUUCCAGCUCCUUCUAGGGUUUUACCUGAUGCCUCUUUUAAUAGUGAUGGUGGAUUUGUUGGGUAUUAUAAGUGUGCUCAGAGGUUCAGAGACACCAAAGGAAUUAUUGUUAAUACUUUUUCAGAGUUGGAGAAUUAUGCUAUUGAUGCAUUAUUAUCAGAUGGAGGAAGAAAAAGAAAUCCUCCUAUUUUUGCUGUUGGUCCUUUGAUUAAUCUCAAAGGACAGCAAAACCCGAAUUUAGAUCAAAAUCUCCAUGAAAAGAUUAUGAAAUGGCUUGAUCUGCAGCCAGAUUGUUCUGUUGUGUUUUUGUGUUUUGGGAGUAGAGGAAGCUUUGGUCCAUCCCAAACAAGGGAAAUAGGGAUGGCGCUUCGUCAUACCGGAGUUAGGUUCUUGUGGGCUAUGCGUUCGCCACCGGACAAAGUUAUCGACGAGGAGAGCGCCUUGCCAGAAGGGUUCUUGGAAUGGAUGGAAGGGAAGGGAAUGAUUUGCGAGUGGGCGCCACAGGUGGAGGUUCUUGCUCACAAAGCAAUUGGUGGGUUUGUUUCACAUUGUGGUUGGAACUCUAUUUUGGAGAGCUUGUGGUUUGGGGUGCCAAUAUUGACAUGGCCUAUUUAUGCAGAACAACAUCUUAAUGCUUUUAGGAUGGUUAAUGAAUUUGGAUUAGCAAUUCAGCUAACAUUGGAUUAUAGAUUUGGUAGUAAUGAUGUUGUAACGGCAAAUGAGAUAGAGAAUGGGUUGAAACAAUUGAUGGACAGAGAUAAUGUUGUGCACAAGAAGGUGAAAGAGAUGAAAGAGAUGGCUAGGAAGGCUCUCCUCAAUGGUGGAUCUUCUUUUAAUUCUGCUGGAGAACUAAUUGAUAAUAUGUUAGGUAGCUACUGAAAACAAUUGUUGCAUUUCAUAGCUUACAGAAGUCCUAGUUGACCCCCAUCAAACGAACAAAGAAAAUGGUGGAAACUGAGAUGAACAACCAAGCUAAGCCGAUCUUCAUUCCCUCACCGGGUAUUCACCAAUUAUCUUUGGCUCUUGAAUUUGCAAAACUCCUAAUCAACCAUUGUAAUCACCUUCCAUAACAGUCCUCUCCAUGAAGCUCUCAUCAACUCCCUCUUCUGAUUCAUACAUCAAAUCAGUUUUUUCAUCACAACCACAUAUCAAACACAUUGAUGUCCCCGAAGUAGAACUUCCUCCACAUGAGCUACUUCUGAAAUUUCCAUUAUAUUAUGUCUGGACAUUCAUGUAAAGCCUUGUGCCACAAGUCAAAGACACAGUGCAGAGCAUUCUAUCUUCCUACCCAAACUCUGAUUCGAAACCAGUGAUUGCUUUAAUGGUAGAUUUUGUAUGCACUUCCAUGAUUGAUGUAGGAAAAGAGCUUAGCAUCCCUUCUUAUUUGUACAUGCCAACAAACGCAGGAUUUCUCAGUCUCAUGAUUUCCCUCCAAACCCGUUGAAUCGAGGAUGUGUUCAACGAUUCUGAUCCUGAUUUGUUGAUUCCAGGUAUCUCCAAACUAGUUCCUUCAUCAGUUUUAACUGAUGCUCUUUUAAACAAAGAUGGUGGAUAUGUUGCAUGUUAUAAGCUUGCUCAAAGUUUCAAAGGCUCCAAAGGGAUCAUUAACACUUUUUCCGAGAUCGAGCAGCAUUCUAUUGAUGCAUUAUCUAAAGGUCAAACCCCUCCUAUCUAUGCCAUUGGUCCUUUGAUUGAUCUCAAAG
Molecule: messenger RNA, 2354 nt
Organism: Arachis ipaensis
Lineage: Eukaryota; Viridiplantae; Streptophyta; Magnoliopsida; Fabales; Fabaceae
Product: UDP-glycosyltransferase 71K1
Molecular function (GO): UDP-glucosyltransferase activity
Source: RefSeq, a predicted model, not a curated record